CCCGGCGGGAGACCUUGACCUCUGCAUUGUGCUAGCGUCUCAAUUGUCGGACAGCGGCCCGUUAGACCCAGGCAGCCUUGGGGAAAAAGGGACAUUGUGUCUUUAAAGUUCGGGCUCACAGUGUGCAGCGGGUUUGUUCAUUGUUGGGAAGUCAGAGGAGCGAAGUGAGAUUGAUAAAGGGGAGCGGGACACGGUCUGUGCACAUCACAGAGCAACAGGCUUACAGAGAGCAGCUGUGCACAAAUAAACCUCCACAUCUCCCAGACAUGGCAGGCUGCUACGAGUGCUGCGUGCGCUGCCUGGGCGGAAUCCCCUACACCUCGCUCCUGGCCACCCUGCUGUGUUUCUCGGGCAUCGCCCUGUUCUGUGGCUGCGGGCACCAGGCGCUGACGGAGACGGAGAGGAUCAUCGAGACGUACUUCGCGCGGAACAUGCAGGACUACGCCACGCUGGCCUAUAUUAUCCAGUAUUUCCAGUACAUCAUCUACGGUCUGGCUUCCUUCUUCUUCCUGUACUGCAUUGUGCUCCUGGCUGAGGGCUUCUACACCACCAGUGCUGUGAAGCAGACCUUUGGGGAGUUCAGGAGCACUGCCUGCGGCCGCUGUCUCAGCACCACGUUCAUCGUGGUCACCUACAUCCUGGCCGUCAUCUGGCUGGUGGUGUUUGCCUUUUCCGCUCUGCCCGUAUACUUCUUCUACAACAUGGCCACGACUUGCCACACCAUCAACAUCCUGACGGAGACCUCCUCCAGCAUCAACCAGCUCUGCAUGGAUGCCAGGCAGUACGGACUGCUGCCCUGGAACGCCACACCAGGGCGAGUGUGUGGCAUGACUCUGGUGGCCGUGUGCAAAACCAAGGAGUUCUUCCUGACCUAUGACCUGUACGUCGCAGCCUUCACUGGAGCUGGGGCCACCCUCCUGGCGCUGCUGACCUACAUGAUCUCCACCACCUAUAACUAUGCCGUGCUGAAGUUUCUGGGCCGAAAGGGGAUAGGCACACGGUGUUAGCCUGCACCCCCCCACCCCCGACCUCUUCCUCGUGCUCAGCUCUGCUUCUUUGUGUGUCCCCCGCCCCCCCGCCCCCCCCCAGUCAAGGCCUGUUGGAGCCCCACGGCCGGAGCAUGAUGAAACUCUUCCGCCGCCCAGUCCUUGUGCCAGAGCAAAAAAAAACCAAACGAACAAAGGUGAAUGGAUGCAAGGCUCACGGAUUCUCCCAGUGGGGAAAAUGAAAAGGGGGUGUGAAAAGCACAGGCGAGCGUGGCCCCCAGUCUUCCAUCAGUGUAGAGUUGAAUACAGCUCCUCCCCCCGACACUCAAGCGCUUCACUCUCUUGAAUCCCAGAGAAAGGGGUGCGGUAGUGGGAGAUUCAGACAGGCCGCUGGCUUCCUCUUUUGUUUUCAGACGAAGUCCGUUCCUUUUUUUUUAAAAAAAAAAAAGAAAGCUGCUUAUUUUGGUUUUAAUAAAAAAAAAAACUUAAAACAGUGUAACCUUGAAGCUUUUUGGUCAUUACGUUGGUUUCUAAAACGGUGAGCUGGGGAGGGUAGCGGCAGGCAGCUGGGGUGUGGGGUGUGUAUUUCUGCUCACUCUCUUUCUCCAGCUGGCCGCUGUCUGUCGGGUCACUGCUUUGAGGGGCGUUCGCAGGCACUAGAGACCGGACCGCUGUUGAUGCGUUGCAUGGCUAACCUAGAGACGGUGGUUACCGUAGCAUCACAGUUGCUAUGGUGCUAGACCGCCCUGUGCUUACUUGCAUUUAGGUCAGGAACCCCUUCAGCAGAAGAGUUCCCUUCUCUCAUAAUUCCUGGGAGCUCUUUUAAAAUCCAGUGCAAAACCAAACACCACACGUUUCCAAGUUAACCCAUGUGGAAGUGAAGGCCUUUCUGACUAGAUGCCAAAACCUGAUUCUUAAAUCCCACUUCCUGUCAUUCUGAAUUCUGAAUUUACUCAUCUUUGAAUGUUUGAAUGUUCCUGACCGGUCUCAUUUCCAGUUCAGCAUGUUUCAGAUCUGCAUCAGCACCUGUCUGUCUCUAUAAAACACUGACUCCCCUCUGCUUCUUCUGUUCUGUCUGCUGUGUUCUUAAUGGCUCAGUGUUUGUGCUGUUUAUCACAAUGAAUUCAAUUUGUAAAGCAACUCGGUUCUGUAUCUUUUGUAAGGUGCUGUCUAAGGGGGUAAGGUUAAGCAAUAGUCUUACUUACCCCACGUAAGAAACAAAAAAUGGAUUUCUAUACUAAGCAAAAACAAUUUAGGUAUAAAACGAGAGCAUCCUAUAUAUGAUCUAAUGUGUUGCAAUUAAGCUGUGCCUUUUAUGUGAUUGGAGGGUUUCUUCUCAUCAGAGAGGGCUGAGGGUGACUGUCAGCUGGUGGGUCAUUUUGUGGUUUUGUCAAGAGGAAAUGAGACAAUAAAAGGAGGUCAAAGCUUUUAAACCUCA
This is a messenger RNA of Lepisosteus oculatus (spotted gar), 2424 nucleotides long. RefSeq names its product proteolipid protein 1a (gene plp1a). Gene Ontology annotation, molecular function: structural constituent of myelin sheath. Gene Ontology annotation, biological process: central nervous system myelination; axon development. Lineage: Eukaryota; Metazoa; Chordata; Actinopteri; Semionotiformes; Lepisosteidae. The record is from RefSeq and is a predicted model, not a curated record. Gene Ontology annotation, cellular component: myelin sheath; plasma membrane.